AUGGUUGCCCGUUACGCCUCGAUCGCCGCUGCCCUCGCGGCAGGCGCAACCGCCCUCUCGGUUCCCCGCGACGAGUCCAGCUCCGGUUCGACUCCCGGCGUCCUCUCGUUGCCCGUGUACCAGGAUAUCAGACUGCACCCGCUUGAGAAGCUUCGGAGGAGAGCCGUUUCGGACACGGAUGUUCCAGUUAUUAACGUUACCUCGACGACGUACUUGAUUGAGCUGGACAUUGGAACUCCGGGCCAGGAUACCAAGGUCGCCCUUGACACUGGCUCCUCGGAGCUGUGGGUGAACCCCAACUGCCAGAAGGCCGGCAGCACCCAGCAGGCUCAGUCGUGCCGCGCCAACGGUCAAUACGAUCCCGACAACUCCAGAACCUCGGUUGUCUACCAGAACACCGGCCGCAUCAAGUACGGCAAGGGAGAAGUCGCGCUGCAAUAUGUCGCCGAUAACAUCACUCUGCCUGGCAGUGACAUCGACCUUUCUCAGGUCAUCUUCGGCUAUGCUACCGACAGUGUCGACCUUAACAGGGGUAUUCUCGGUCUCAGCUUCGGAGAGAACAAGAACAACACCGGCUACCCUACCGUUGUGGAGGAGAUGAAGGCUCAGAACGUUAUCGAGUCCUUGACUAUGGGUAUUGCGCUCGGAACCAAGGAUGAGCCCACCGGCAGCGGUCUCAUCUCCUUCGGCGGUGUCGACACCAAGAAGUUCAGUGGCAACUUGCACUCCGCCCCCAUCCUGGGCCCCCAGAACGGCGAGAGCUUGUGGAGAUACUGGGUCCAGCUCGACAGCAUCGCGCUGAGCAAGUCUGGCAGCAGCAAGACGACCUACUCCAACUCGCAGUUCCCCGUCUUCUUCGACACCGGUGCUACGCUCAGCUACUUCCCCUCGGCUGUCGUCGACUCCCUUGGUUCGGAUCUCGGUGGUCGCCUCGACUCAUCUGUCAAUAUGUACGUCGUUCCGUGCGGCACCUCGGGUACGAUCGACUUCACCUUUGGCGGCUUCACCCUCCAGGUGCCUAUUUCCGAGUUCAUUUGGGAGGUUUCUGACAACGCCUGUGUCCUCGGAGCCGACAAGGCCAGCGAUGGCUCUUACCUUCUGGGUGACUCAUUCCUGCGCUCAGCAUACGUCGUUUUCGACCAGGAGACGCCUGCCCUGCACUUUGCUCCCUACGUCAACUGCGGCACCAACCUGCAGAAGAUUCCCCUUGGCGCCAACGCCGCGGCCAAGUUCAGUGGAGAGUGCACAGCCAGCAACAGCAGCAGUGGCAGUGGCAACAGCAAGAACGCAGCCGGCCGUGCCUCGGUCAGCAGCCUCUGGCCUGUGGCUGGCGCGCUGAUGGCUGUGCAGGUCUUCAUGUCUUUCCUUUAA
Messenger RNA from Colletotrichum chrysophilum, 1371 nucleotides. RefSeq lists its product as uncharacterized. Gene Ontology annotation, biological process: proteolysis. Lineage: Eukaryota; Fungi; Ascomycota; Sordariomycetes; Glomerellales; Glomerellaceae. Gene Ontology annotation, molecular function: aspartic-type endopeptidase activity. The transcript has 3 exons. The record is from RefSeq and is a predicted model, not a curated record. The coding region runs from base 1 to 1371 and encodes 456 amino acids.